Molecule: messenger RNA, 2639 nt
Organism: Diaporthe batatas
Lineage: Eukaryota; Fungi; Ascomycota; Sordariomycetes; Diaporthales; Diaporthaceae
Exons: 4
Coding region: 952-2238 (428 amino acids)
Source: RefSeq, a predicted model, not a curated record
GCAAGCACGGACGGACGGCUUGCUGUCGAGCGCAGGAACCUGUCAGUGCCCCCAGUCCAGUCCAGAAGAGAGGAAGACGAGUACCUAGAGUAGGUAUGUUUGUACUGUGGUACAUAUGACCAAGUCCCUUCCUCCAGGUAUGACGACCAGGAAGCUCUCACUUCGAGUUAACGCCCGCGAGAGCACCAACCUUGUCUCAGUCAGCAGCAAGGCUUAAGCAAAAUAACUUGUCCUCCAUCAAAACUCUGUCUCGUCGCCCGCGGCUUGAACCUGUCUCGCACCUUCCAAAACAAUCUUGUUCAACCCGGGCACUAACCCACUGGCUGUGUAUACCCUGUCCAUUAUCUCUCUGUCAAUAUUAGCUCCCCCGAGAGCACCGUCCUUGCGAGCCUGCGAGCUUGGGACCCCGGGACCCAAGCAUCCACUCCCACCCAGCAUAUCCCGUCCCCGUUCUACCAAGCCGCACUGUCAACCGCCAGCACCAUCCAGCGCCAACGUUUUAGCUACCGACCUGUCUCAUAAGCCUCGUCAAGCUCAAGCCCUGCUUGGCGCCGCGUCACGGUCAUUGUCAACCGUCUUCCCUAUUUCCCCAAGCUCCAGUCCGGCAGGUGGCCCGCCCUUUGCUCCCAACACAUGAGUAAUCGGCUUCGAUCAGCACUGCCCAUGACAUGCCCCCUACCCCCCCAACUCUAAACUUACAUGAGUAUCCACAUAUCCUGACUAUUGGAUUCCACCCCUGGCACUGAGGUCGGGCAUUGAGCUUGCCGAUAUAUCAUUCACACUUAUAUAUCAUCACUUCGUUCGCCUCUCCCAUCAUUCUUCAUUGGAGUUUCAGGAGCCGUGCCAGACAUCUCACGACACCUGCCAUCCUCACCCCAAGCCACUAGGGCACCAACAUAUAUCGUCUUCACCAACAAGGCGCCUACGCCGAGUAGUGCAUCUCACAUCACCAUGCCGGCAUUUUCAGGGCUCGCAGCUGCGGCUGCCGUACUGUCAGCAGUCGCGACCACAGCAAGCGCGGCAGCAGUCAGCCACUGCGCCUCGGACAUCUGUUACCAAGUGGGCGUCCCAAGCGCAACGGCCUCUUCUGGUAGCGGCAACAUCUACUUCCAGAUCUCGGCACCCACGUCGUACCAAUGGGUGGCCCUGGGCAGCGGCUCGCAGAUGCGGGGGGCCAACAUCUUCAUCAUGUACCAGGACGGCAACGGCAACGUGACCGUCUCGCCCAGGUCCGGCACUGGCCACCAGGAGCCCGAGUACGACGCAGCCACCGCCUCGCAGAUCACCCUCCUGGAGGGCAGCGGCGUCAGCGGUGACAAGAUGGUCGCCAACGUGCAGUGCGCCAACUGCCAGUCGUGGUCGGGCGGCUCCCUGAACGUUGCCAGCUCCAGCUCGUCGUGGAUUGGGGCCUGGAAGCAGGGGGACUCGCUCCAGUCGACCAGCGCGUCCCAAUCCAUCUCGCAACAUGAUGAUCACGCGCAAUUCAGCCUGGACCUGUCUCAGGCGAGCAUCGAGUCGGACAGUAACCCCUUCGUCGGCGCCGCGGCCACCGCGCCCGCCCCCUCGUCGGGGUCGUCGGGAUCGUCAGGUUCCAGCUCCAGCGGAUCGACGUCGGUGAGGCCUAGUCAGACCGUCAUUUAUGCCCACGGCCUCGGGAUGGCCAUUGUUUUCGCAAUUCUGUAUCCUCUGGGCUCUGCCGUCAUGCCUCUGUUUGGAAAGUGGUACAUCCAUAGUGCCUGGCAGAUGCUCAGCUGGCUGCUGAUGUGGGCUUUCUUUGGCCUCGGCAUAUACGGCGCACGGCAGCGAAAUAUGCUCUUCGAAAACACACACGUCAAGCUCGGUACUGUCGUGGUCUGCGUCCUCGUGAUCCAGCCCGGUCUCGGCUUCAUCCACCACUCGCAGUUCGCCAAGACUGGUAGCCGCGGAAUGUUCAGCCACGCCCACAUCUGGUGGGGACGGAUCUGGCUGAUCCUGGGCGUCAUCAACGGUGGCCUGGGGCUACAGCUGUCCGGCGCCAGCAACGGCUUGAUCAUUGCCUACUCCGUUAUCGCGGCGAUCAUGUACCUGGUGUACGCGGUCGUCAAGUCACUUGUCUCGUUCCGCUCCAGGGGUAGAAGGUCCAACGGCAGCCUGGAAGGGCGUAAGGUGUCCGGCGCCGGGUCAGGAUAUGCUGAGCACGGGGAGGAUGUGAACCUCAACAAUUAUCCGAAUCACCAGUACAUUCAGCAUGGGAAAUAAGAGAAGGCAGGGAAACAUUGAUUGAGGCAAGGUAAUGGAAAUUGGCGAAACUGUUUAAUGAAGGGCUCCGUAAUAGAAAAGGCCCUUGGCGCGCAACUGGACUGUAGAUAUUUGGUUUAAGGACAUCGCGAUACCCUCGUUUGAAUUGAAUUGAUGGCUUGAAAAUAUCGUGUCCACCGUCGUGCACCUUGAGAACUGUAUGUAAAAUUUUGGAGCGCAAAGACGCCUGGCAGACUGAGAAAGUGACGCUUGUCAAGACUGUGAGAAAUUGUCUGAGCAUCUACCACAACGGUGACGUAUGCCCGUGUGCACGUCGUUGUCGACUUGAGCAGACGGAAAGGCUUAGCUUGGAUCGAGCUAUGAGCUUGAGAGGAGGUCUAGAGAAGUAGUCUAGAUCGAAC